Molecule: messenger RNA, 1143 nt
Organism: Trematosphaeria pertusa
Lineage: Eukaryota; Fungi; Ascomycota; Dothideomycetes; Pleosporales; Trematosphaeriaceae
Product: peroxisomal membrane protein pex16
Exons: 4
Coding region: 1-1143 (380 amino acids)
Biological process (GO): peroxisome organization
Cellular component (GO): peroxisomal membrane
Source: RefSeq, a predicted model, not a curated record
AUGUAUAAGCAGGCGACACAGCGGACCACCGAGGUCCUCUCGCUGCCUCCGAAAUGGCUCGGGAUGUAUUCCGACUUCAUCACCAAGAACAGCAGCGCAGUAUCGCAGAUCGAGUCGGCGCUGCGAUCGCUGACAUAUAUCAUCCCCGGUCGCUUCAGAGAGUCUGAGAUUGCGUCCGAGUCUCUACACAGCGGUGUCCAGCUCCUCUCCCUUUAUCAUGACUCCCUCCUCGCAAAGGCAAUGGCGCAGUUGCCAGGGACACGGCGCCAUCAUCCAACCCCGCACAAUCGCUACACCAAGUUCUGGACGCAACGAUCGCCGACCUAUAAGCGGCUCGCGCUCCUUCUCCAGAUGAUCCAAUAUACCGAGCUAUUAUGGGAAAUGGCGGCGAAGAGAAAGGGAGAGAAGGUGCGAUGGCGCGUUGUGGUGUUGCUAGAGAUGGUGAAGGCUUUCUGCCGCCUGUUGCUCCUACGGUUGACGAAUUCGAGACCGCUAGUGUCGCCCCCUCUUCCGCAGAGGGAGGUGGAUCCAAGCUCCUUGGAGGACUCAUCAGCAUCUGCUGAUGGUAUGGAUACCCCUCCUAGCGAGCAAGCGGUCGAAGCGGAGAACUGGACCAUGCCCCGAACCGGACUGUCCAUGCCGAGCUUGCCAGACUCAUCCGACAUCUCGAGCUACCUGCUGUCCAAAGUGCUUACUGCGGACGACAUCAAGCCUCCGAAAGCGCUGCUCCACCGGGUUAGUGGCAAGGGAGAGGUGGCGGAGGUGUUGUACAUUCUAAGGCCAGUCAUUUAUGCUCUCGCAAUGCAGCAUUUCAGCGGCGAUAGAAAGAGCUGGCGACCAUGGCUGAUUGGAUUGAGCAUAGAGUACGGAGCGAGACAAUUGGCAAAGAAGGAUUUCCAAGAAAGGCUUGCUGGAGGACUCAGAGGGUUAACAGGACUAGAAAGAGAAGAGCUAAGGAAACGUGGAUGGGCGCUCGGCUGGUGGAUGAUGCGUGGCGCCUUCUAUGAGAAUAUCACUAAAGCUUGGAUACACGCCAUUACGCGAAAGCUGAAGAACAAGCCUCUCUUGGACAUUGUCGGCGGUGUCAUUGAGGACUAUGAGUUCCUUUGGGAUCAGUACUACUUCCCGACCGCCACGCUCUAA